This is a messenger RNA of Daucus carota subsp. sativus, 1590 nucleotides long. RefSeq names its product senescence/dehydration-associated protein At4g35985, chloroplastic. The record is from RefSeq and is a predicted model, not a curated record. NCBI's taxonomy places the organism in Eukaryota, Viridiplantae, Streptophyta, Magnoliopsida, Apiales, Apiaceae. The transcript has 5 exons. Gene Ontology annotation, cellular component: plasma membrane. The coding region runs from base 232 to 1365 and encodes 377 amino acids.
CUUAAGAAGAAUAUCUUUUUUCCGAAUUUUUGUUUAGCCAUCUUCGGUCAUUUUUGUCGCCGAAAGUUGAUGGCCUCACAAGAACCCAUUGAUGAAGAAUAGCAUAAAGGUUCAUAAAGGUGGAAUCAAUUCUAACAAAACUUCCUGUCAUCCAUUUCAUUUCUUGUUACACUCUUUACCUCCUGCAAUUUAUAAACAUAAAAACUAACAAACUGAACACAAAGUUACACAAUGAAUUGUUUCAAGUCCAAAAAACCUUCCAAUUCAUUAGCUUCUCCUGAAAAACCUUCACCUACUAUUGUAAAUCAAGCAAUGCAGAACACCGCAGAACUGAAAAAUGUUAAGCACGAAGUUUUACUGCGUAUCCCCGGAUGCAAAGUCCACCUUAUGGAUGAAGGAGAAGCUUUAGAACUCUCACACGGGGACUUCACACUGUUCCGAAUAUCAGAUGGCAACAUAUCCAUCGCGACGACUAUCAAAGUUGGUGAUGAUCUCCAAUGGCCUCUGACUAAAGACGAACCAGUAGUGAAGCUUGAUGCUUUUCACUACCUGUUUUCUUUGCCGAUGCAAAAUAGUAAUCCUUUGAGCUACGGGGUCACUUUUUCGGACCAAACUGCUGGGAGUUUGAAAUUGCUGGAUACAUUUUUGAUUGAACAUUCUUGCUUCUCUGCCUCAAGAGUAUCUACUAGCCGAAACAAAGAUGUUGACUGGAAAGAAUUUGCUCCAAGAAUAAACGACUACAAUAGCGUUUUGGCCAGGGCGAUUGCUGGAGGAACAGGUCAAAUUGUCAGGGGAAUUUUCAUCCUCAGCAACGCUUAUACUAACCAGGUGCAGAAGGGAGGUGAAAUGAUCCAAACACGAGCGGUGGAGGGUACACAUGGUGGAACCAUCACUGAAAGUAAAGGCAACAAGAGUAAUCCUGCAACCAGAAAGAGCAAUGUCAAUAAAAGUAUCAAACGAGUAAGAAAAUUAUCAAAGAUGACAGAGAAGAUGAGCAAAUCUUUACUAGAUGGCGUCGGGCUUGCUACUGGUUCUGUAAUGGGACCCGUGAUGCGAUCUCAAGCAGGAAAGGGAUUUCUUAACAUGGUUCCCGGAGAAGUUCUCUUGGCUUCCCUUGAUGCAGUCAACAAAGUGUUAGAUGCAGUUGAAGUUGCUGAAAAACAGACCAUGUCUGCGACUUCUGGUGCGGCAACUAGGAUGGUUAGUAACAGGUUCGGAGAAAGUGCAGGAGAGGCUACAGGAGAUGUGUUGGCCACAGCAGGACAUUGUGCAGGCACGGCAUGGAAUAUAUUCAAGAUACGAAAGGCCAUAAAUCCUGCCUCCUCAGUUAGCUCUGGAAUUCUCAAAAAUGCGCCCAGAAAAUAACGUGCUUCACUUCAAUUUAUAGAGCUUAUGCAAGGAAGUAAUUCUGUUGCAUAUUACACUCCUACAAUUUGGCAGCACAAUCUGAAUUUCCUGGCAAUGAAGAUGUUCUUAUUUUUAUGUAUCGUCGAAACUUGCAUCAUGAUAUAUCGUGUAAAGUAGAUCAUAAUAGAUGCUUUAUCUUCAAUUACGGAUGAUUGGAAAGGAACAAAGAGAAGUUUUUUUUUU